CCGCGCAGUGCAUGCCGAAACUAGCCAUUGUGCGUCGGUGCGUGUGUGACGCGCGUGGGACGCCACGUCGUAGUCGGAGAGCACGUGCCGCGAGCGCUCGGCAUGGUCGACAGCAACACCGUCAUCGAAGGCACCGUCAAGUUUCGAGAUGGCAAAAAGUGGAAGUCCCGCUGGUGUGUGAUGAGAAAGCUGUCCCCAGUCGCAGACUGUCUGCACCUGCAGCUGUACCGCGACAGCAAGGAGAGAUACAAACAGGGCCAGACGAAGGCCUCUCUGUCUCUGCAACAUUUCCUCGCUAUUGAGACAGGGUUCACUUUAGACAAAGAAUCGAAUACGAUAGCAAUAAUUUGUCAAGACGUAACUGUAAUUCUGGCGUUCGAUACAAGAGAGAGGUUAAUGCAAUGGCAGGUGAAGAUAUCCAGCAACUUAGGAGAAGACGUUCAGUUCCUCAUCCAGAUGUCGUCGGCGCCUCCACGAGCCAAGAUCGCCGCUGGACCCGCACGCCUUCACGUCCAGGAGCAGCGCUUCUGCCUGACUUCUGGCGUACCACCCAGGCUACUCGGCUUCUGGGACAUCAGCCAGCUCAGGCGCUAUGGCGUGGUGGAGGGCAGGUUCGUGUUUGAGGGUGGCUCCCGCUGCGGGAAAGGCGAGGGAGUGCACGUGUGCGUCACGGACCAGGGCGACGAGAUCACCAGGACCUUCCAGAUGGCAGCCCAGGGCAAGGUGGCCACCAGGAGGAGGCCGCGGAACGUCUCCGCGGCGAGCAGUCCGCGCCGCCACCGCCAGCCCACCGACGUCAUCAGCGCCGAGGCGCUGCAGCAGCGCCUGCUGGCUGCAGAGGGCGCCGCCGCGCCGCCCAACGGCAGCGCCGCCUGCUGCGGCCUCUGCCAGCACGACGUCUGCGCUCUCUCCCGCCAGCCCAGCACCGAGAACCUCGUCUGCCACUGCAGUGGCUUUUCGGUGCUUACAGCUAUGGGCCUGGACCGGUGCGUGAGCUGCAUGAGCAAGCUGGGCGCCAUGUCUCGCUCGUCGACGGCGACCACGUACCCCAACACGCCGGCGCAGCCCUUCAGCCCCGCCUGGACCAUGGAGCCGCCCGCCGAGCUGGAGGAGCCGCUGCCGCCGCAGCAGCAGCCGCCCCCGCCGCCUCCGGGCAGCAGCCAGUCCGAGUACUGCGUGCCGCGGCCACGCCUGCUCAGCCCCACAUCCUCCUCCAGUACAGCCCCCACCUCUGCGGCUGCGCCUCCUGCCAGCGGUCAAGCCAACGCCGGAGGCCACCCUCCCCAGCCCCCUUGCAGGUGCUGCCAGUGCUGCCCUCCGAAGACGACGGAGGGCGGCGACCGCGCGGACUCUCCGCCCGGCGGCUGCAAGGCGCGCCUGCGGCCUCUGCCCCUGGUGGCGACGCACCUGCCGCAGCAGCCGGCGCGCCGCCAGUGCAGCUGCUCCGUCCUGCGGACCACCGUCGCCGUCAUCGAGCACCACUCCGCCGCCGCAGACCCCUCGGCGCUCUACGACACGCCCAAAGCGCUGCUGCCCGGGCCGCCGCUCAGGGACGACGCAGGGGAGACGUACGACACGCCGCGACAGGUGCGCGAGCGCCUCGCCAUGGCGGACCACUACGACGUGCCGGCGUCGGCGCGGCCCGCCAGCUGCCCCUGCCACCGCGUGCUGUCCUGGGUGCGGCUGCCCUACUGCCGCAGGGGCAGCGGCGUCGACCACUCGGCAACCCAGGUACCCAUCACCAGGGUACCACUCAGCGGUCAGGGAAAGAUGCCAGUCGUCAAUCAACGAGGGGAAAUAGCGAUCUACGCAACGGUCGACAAGUCUAAAAAGACGAAUAAGCGCCUCCGAGAAGCGGCCGUCAGCUCGACGACGCAAGAUGGAGUCGCACCUGCUGCAUUACCGACGGCGGAACAACAGGCUUCAAAGGCCGACUCUGAUGUCAACAAUUACGUCAACGUAGACGGGGGCGUUUGUCAAGAAGACAAUACCGAUGGCAACAGUACGCUUCCCAGUUUUGACGCGACUAACUACGAGAACAUCGACUUCGCCCAUUCACUUGAGUACUACGAGAAUUCUCGGGAUAUCCUGUCGAAGGUUUCAUUGGUUGCUCAGAGCGGCGACCAGAAUUCCAGUGACAGUGCCCUCGAUGACGGUAUUCGAAAUGGUUUGACUUCCUCAGGGGAAGGAGCGGUGACGGUCUGUGCGAAAUGUGGUCACGAGUGCCCCGACACUAUUGCCGACCACCCUGACAAUCAGAACGGUAGCAAAGUGAAUCCCAGUGCUUCUCUAGCUACGUGUGAAGGAAAAGUUGCGAAACCCGACGUCGAAGACGAUUAUUUGAUGAUGGAACCGUCGAAGAAUGGGCGUGCGGGAGAAAGUGGAAACACCUUGGAGGCCGUCAGCGGUACGACGAAUGGCAGCUUCCCAGGCUACCUCCCUAUGUCCCCUAUCACGAGUGUCAACUCGUCCAGCAACAAGAUAGAGACACUGAAACUGCAGGUGGACCACAAUUCCUUAAACUGCCCGUCGGUUGAGAAGUCUGUGAGUGUCCCCAGCCUGCUGACCGGUGAAAUGGAGCGGUGCGUCAGGAGGUGCGACUUCUCGUGCCAGCGGGUGGUGUGCGGCUCUACGGUGACGGUGGUCCACCACCAACAGGUGUUCCACCAGCACCACCACUACAACGGCGACAGUCUGCGGCGGCACCUGCUGACGCCCAGCGAGGAGGCGCGCCACCGCGGCAGCUUCGCCUACAGGAAGCGCUCCAGCUCGGCGGACUCGUCGAGGUACCUGGACGAGUUCGAAGAGCGCGACGGCGGCGAGCACGACCGGCCCAUCUCCACGUCCCAGUCCAACUUCUGCAUCCCGACAGCCCAGGACGAGCCGUCGCAGACGCCGCCCGUCCCGCCGAAGAGCAGUGCGCUGUCGAAGCAGACCGCGAGUGUGGUGUGUGGUGACGGCUCUAAAGCGGAGGGCGUAGUGUCGCCGUUGAGUGGCAUAGUGAACGUGACAAGUGAGCAGGAAGUGUUACCUAAAGUGCACAGUGCGAAGCGCGAGUCCCGGGUUGUUGUGGAACCGGCUGUCGAGGUUACGGAGUGCAGCACAAUGGAGUCUACAGACAGCCCAGCAGCGGAUUCGGACGCACCAGCGGUGGCCGUGCCUGCGGUGGGCCUGGCGCCCCGGGUGCGUCGCUCGUCGAGCCUGGCGCAGGCGGCGGGCAACCGCGACUCGUCGAGCUCGAGCGACUCCGGGGUGUCGACGUGCUCGUCGCUGCUGCUGGUGCGGCCCGCGGCGGCCGCCACCACAACGGCGGCGCGCGACUUCGAGCUGCCGCUGACGACGGCGCUGUCGAGCCGCAAGCACCAGCAGCAGCGCCUGCUCGACCAGCUGGACGGCGAGGCCUGUCUGCACGCCUCCCUGCCGCGCCGCUCCAAGUCGGUCGACCCGCUGCGCGACAUCUCCUUCCAGUUCCACCGGGACAGGGCCCGGGACGCCCCCAAGUCCACCUCCGCCGAGGCCGAGGUGCCUGUCUGCCUCAAGAACAGAGGUUUCCAGAGCCCCGGUGGAGACAGCGCCAUCGUGGUCCCGUACCCAGACUCCCGCUCGACCAGCAGCGGCACCUCAGACAUGUCUGACUACAUCGAGACGCUCUCCUUGUCCUCGCACAGCUCUUCCGACGUCACGGACUCCAUUAGGCUGGGAAGGCAGGCGACGACGAUGCUGCGGCCGCGGUCAGGGAAGGAGUACCAGCCCAUCAACCAGUCCAUCCUGGAGAGGGACGUCGCGCUCAACUAGGGGGCCCCACCGCCACAUCUUGCUCAACGACAGCCGAACCGUCUUCUCGCAAUAACUACGCCCUACUCGCCAGUUUUAUAGCAUGGAACCGCUUACUCUCGCAAUAAUCUGAUGAGACCUGCCUUUGUACUAGUCUACUUUUGCGAACGGCUUCGGCUGUACCUCGAAGUCGUUCGUGACAACUCCGAUAAGACUGUCAAAACUACAAAAAAUAAUUUCUUCCAUUUUAUUUUCAUUGUAUGCAUAAUGUAAAGUGUGAAUAUGAUGUAAUUCCUUCUACUAUGUAACGUGUAUAAAGAAAGUCAUUUUUCUUCAUGUGAUAAGCCAUUUUCAACUCGUGUCAGAUAUUUAAUCAGGACACACUG
This is a messenger RNA of Schistocerca americana (American grasshopper), 4160 nucleotides long. RefSeq lists its product as uncharacterized. The record is from RefSeq and is a predicted model, not a curated record. Lineage: Eukaryota; Metazoa; Arthropoda; Insecta; Orthoptera; Acrididae. Gene Ontology annotation, molecular function: protein kinase binding. Bases 103 to 3795 code for a protein of 1230 amino acids. Gene Ontology annotation, biological process: positive regulation of protein tyrosine kinase activity; neuromuscular junction development. The transcript is spliced from 14 exons.